Messenger RNA from Malassezia pachydermatis, 2199 nucleotides. Its product is annotated as adiponectin receptor protein. Bases 1 to 2199 code for a protein of 732 amino acids. The record is from RefSeq and is a predicted model, not a curated record. NCBI's taxonomy places the organism in Eukaryota, Fungi, Basidiomycota, Malasseziomycetes, Malasseziales, Malasseziaceae. Gene Ontology annotation, molecular function: signaling receptor activity. Gene Ontology annotation, cellular component: membrane. The transcript is spliced from 5 exons.
AUGUCCUUCUCGCCGCCAUACAAAUACAUUGAUGCUGAUGCACUGGCAGCCAUGCUAAAGAAGCGAAAGGCUGCGCCGCACACUGUGGCUGUGGUCGAUGUGCGAGACGACGAUUAUGAAGGUGGUCAUAUUGUUGGCGCCUUUCAUUCCCCUUCGUCGACGUUUCUCGACAAGGUGAACACCCUCCUGGAGCCGCUGCAGCCCUAUGAUCGAGUGGUGUUCCAUUGUGCACUCUCUCAGCAGCGUGGUCCCAAGGCAGCGCGCAUCUACCGCGAAAUCCGCGAUGCUGCGAUCGAGGCUGGCCGCUUCCAUCACGCAGCGCAAGAAGUCCUAGUCUUGCGCGAUGGAUUCGGCUACUUUGGUCCGAAAUAUAAACAUGAUCCUACGCUUGUUGAAGACUGGGAUGAGGAGGCAUGGCAGUAUAGUGACUUUAUUCUGGACGGCAUGGCGCCGGAUGAAACGGUGCCUGAGAAGGCCGUUUCUUCUUCGGUCCAUGCGAAAGAUGAUAUGUGCCUUCACGAACGUCCAUCCCUGAGGCGUCGGCGCAGUGUCGGGCACGAAGACGACGCUGGCGACGUGAGUUUCAGUGAUUCUGCGAGUACAUUCUCGGUGGUCGAAUCGCUGGAUUUAGAGCCUUCGUUGCCAUACUGGCUUGCCUAUGUACGUGCACGUAUGAGUGAGUACGCCGAGGAUAUGGAACGGCUCGUUCAUACCCACCAUGCCAAUCGUAUGGGUCUCCUUGUGCCGUUAGAACACAUCGAAGCGCGUCUCGGUGCUGCGUAUGCGGCUGUUAUGCGGUAUGCACAUGAAAUACCCAGUCCCUCUACGCUUGAGUGGAUGGACCGUAUGCCUUCGCGGCAGGACGUCGUCACAUCUGUGUACGCUAUGAUGCACGACUGGGAACGUCGCGCUAGUACAUUCCAUCCCUCCCUCUUUUCCAAUGGGACCAUGUCAGCGCCCGAGUGGGCGACCAACAUGCCAUCCACGGCUGCUCAUCUUUCUGAGGAAGUACAGCGCCGCGUCACGUACAUCCGCGAGCAUGUGAACCAACUUACGCUGCAGUCUCUGAUCGACAAAUCGUCAGAAAUCGCCCACGAGGCCCAGGUCUUGUCGGGGCAAAUGUACCCGUCCGAUUUGAUCCACAGGUUCGAAGAGAAGCUGGAGUAUGUGCGUGAACAUGGCCGACAAGCUGGGGCCCAGAUUGCUCAUGCCGUGCACGAUGUGGAAGAUGCCCUGUACCAUGCUGCGUUGCAACUGGCGAACGGCGGCCGUGAGCUGAUUUCGUACCAUGCUUUACCGGAGUUGUGGCGCAACAAUGACUUUAUCAUCACAGGGUAUCGCUUCAUUCCGGUAAAAAAUUGGAAGUCGCUUCUGUAUAGCAUGUUCCAAGUGCACAACGAGACGGGCAACAUUCACACACACGUCGCAGGUCUCAUUCUCGUUGCUGCACUGUUUUGGUUUACAGGUGUGCUGGACCAACACACGACGGCCAUGGAUCGCUGGAUCCAGACCAUUUACUUGCUGGCGGCAGCCAAAUGUCUUAUUUGCUCUGUGACAUGGCAUGUCAUGGCAGGCUGCUCGGACUUGGAUUGGUUCUUAUGCUUUGCGUGUCUGGACUACACCGGUAUAUCAUGGCUCGUGGCUGCAUCCCUAGAGACAUUGGUCUACAAUGGCUUUUACUGCCAGCCGGAUUUGGUUGCGAUUUAUACGGUCGGCGUGGUUGCGCUUGGCCUAACGAUGGCUAUUUUGCCGUGGCAGCCAUGGUUUAACGAUCUCAAGUACCGAACAAUCCGCAUUUCCCUUUUCAUUCUAAUGGCUAUGAUGGGCAUUGUGCCUUUCGUACAUGGCGGCUUCCUUCAUGGAUUUGGCCCCAUGAUGCGGUUUUUCGCUCCGAUCAUUCCCAGUGAACUCUCCUACAUUGUUGGCGUGAUCGUGUACGGCUUCCGCUUCCCUGAGCGUUUCGCACCUGGCCGCUUUGAUAUUGUCGGUCACUCGCAUCAGCUCUGGCACAUUGCCAUUGUGCUGGCGAUCUACUUCCAUUACCGAGCGAUUCUGCUCUUCCACGAAAACCGAUUUGAGUACAGCUGCGCGGCUGGGUAUACUUCCUCGGCAUGGGCGCAGUUCUUCUCGCACGAACUCCAUGACAUACCCCGCCGUGUAGGUGCAGCAUUGCUCUCUGGUACAUCGUCUGUAAUAUAG